Molecule: messenger RNA, 2019 nt
Organism: Cladocopium goreaui
Lineage: Eukaryota; Dinophyceae; Suessiales; Symbiodiniaceae
Source: the annotation of a GenBank genome assembly
AUGGCUCUCCGUCGCUUCAACGCAGGUGGCAAGAAGCAGAAGGAGCUGACAGACGAACAGAAACAGGAGAUCAAAGAGGCCUUCGAUCUCUUCGACACCGAUGGCUCAGGUGAGAUCGACUCCAAGGAACUGAAGGUGGCCAUGCGUGCCCUGGGCUUCGAACCAAAGAAGGAAGAGAUUCAAAAGAUGAUCAGCGAUGUGGACGACGAUGGAAGUGGCACCAUUGGCUACGAAGAGUUCCUGAAGAUGAUGACCCACAAAAUCCUGAACCGCGACCCGAAAGAUGAGAUUUUGAAGGCUUUCCGGCUCUUUGAUGAUGAUGAGACUGGCAAGAUCUCCUUCAAGAACCUCAAGCGUGUUGCAAAGGAGCUUGGCGAGCGCAUGACUGACGAGGAGCUCCAAGAGAUGAUCGAUGAGGCGGACCGCGACGGAGAUGGUGAGGCCGAGUCACCGGAGGACUUGCUGGGCGUCUCGGCACGAGCUUCGCCUCCAUCAGGCCUCAGAAGCCGACCAGCUGCGGCACGAAGCCGGCGUGAAGAAGCGCCUAAAGAGUUCCUUCCGCUGGUUGCAAUGUCGCGUCGGUGGCAAGAGCUGGAUAAUGAGGCCACCUUGCUGCGUGUGGACAGCGGUGACCAGUUGGUCGACCAAUUUGCGUCGCCGCGAGAUUCACGUGGAGAGGUUGCCUCCAAAGCGUUGUUAGCUGUGGAAUCCAAGGAGCACCAUGAGAAGCGAUGUUCACAGGCACGGCGCCGACGCCGCACCUGGCACUCUCGUCGUCGGAGUCGGCGCUGCCGCUCCUUGUCGCUGGCCAAGGCGCCACUGAAGGUACGACUUAGCGCUCCCCCGAUGCCAGUGACAGUCGUCGAGCCGGCGUCGGCAGCGCCGCCAGCGCAGGAAAUGCCUCAACUCCCAUCACAGGUGGCCGAGGCUGCGGCGGCGGGGCGCAUGCGGGCGGAGUGGGAGAAGUUGCAACAGCAGCCCGCUGUCGCACAUGCAGUCGCUCCGGCCGCACCCGGGGUCGCUCCUGCAGACGACGGACAGGGAGCCGGCCGACAGGAUCCCCUCAACGCCUGCUGCCGCGCCAUUGUCCACGUGCUCUUGAAGGAAGGCAUAGGAAUUGAGAAGUGCAUGGUGACCACCAUCCAGUCCUACGCCGCCACUCAGAAGACCGUGGGUGGCGUCUCUGCCAAGGACUGGCGUGAAGGACGGUCGGUGUGUUGUAACAUUAUGCGGAGCUCCACCAGAGCUGCAAAGGCUGUGGGCGAGGUAUCGAUGAAGAAGGCCACUCAGAUGUACAUGAAGGGCUUCUUGUCCUUCACCGAUGAGGAGUUGGUGUCCAGCGACUUCAUCCACAACGUGAACUCCUCCAUCUAUGACUCCAAGGCCACCCUGCAGAUCCAACCUGAAGGGCGAGAAGCGCUUCUUCAAGAUCCUGUUUUGCUAUUCCGACCGUGUGCUGGACCUUCCUCCCGCAGCACCCGGAGUCGCUCCGACGGACAGGGGCCCUUGCGGUGUGUUUGGCAUGAUUUGGAGGAUGCCCGCCUGGAUAUGGACUUUGCUUUAGCACAUCCAGAUCCUGCUGACAGCACGCAUGUUGUGGAUGUCAUUGGCAAAGCCGCUGACUGCAGUGCACCGGGGGGUCGAUGGCGAGUUUGGUUUGAGCGUUUUGAGGUUGAACUUGGGGCACGGGCCUUCAAUCAUGGGGAUAGUAUCCAGGCGCAUAUCUACCGGACUUUCAUGCCUUCAUGGGAUCCAGAGGAUGAAGUUGAAGAUAGGAUUGAGCUUAUGCAAAGAGAGGCCGCGGUCUCCAGCCCUGCACAGCCGAUUGCACCCGCUGGAGCCACCACUAGUUCUGAACACCCUAGUGUGGGUCAGGCUGAUUCCAUGCCCUUUUGCUUCAACGUAGAUGCUGCUGAGUUUAUUCCAGGAAGGCCACCUACGUCGGCCUUACCUGAACGCCUGCAGGACAUUUACACCCUCUGGAACUGCCAUGCCUUUGCUUGGGAGGAGGGUGCGUAA